AUGAUCAUCAGUGCAGAACUAUAUUACGAUUUGCUAGUCGACGAAAGGAUGAAGUUGUCGGAAGAUGGACCCACACUGCAGCAAACCGUGUUUGGCUGGGUAGUUUCUGGACGAGUUCCUGGUAGGCUAGUUAGCGGUGCUAAGACCCAUUCUCAUUCGUGCGCUACGGCCGACAUUCGCGACUUACUAACAAGGUUCUGGGAACUAGAUUCCUGCCACAGUAGAAGUACCUAUUCUCCGGAGGAAUCUGCGUGCAAAGAUUUGUUUGCCCGAACAACAACACGGGAUGAAGAUGGGAAAUAUGUGGUGACCCUUCCAAUAAAGGACUAUCUCCUGAAGCAGCUUGGAGAAUCCAAAUCAAUAGCACUGAAGCGUUUCCUAGGGCUUGAGGAACGAUUCGAGUUGAAGCCAGAAUGGAAGGCUCAGUAUAAGGACUUCAUUGACGAAUAUUUGAAGCUGGGACACAUGAGACCUACCACAGAGGAAGCCGAACCCUCCCCAGCAUAUUAUCUGCCGCACCACGCGGUUAUCAAACCCGAUAGUUUAACAACCAAGUUGAGGGUCGUUUAUGAUGCCUCCUGCAAAACUUCUACUGGUAUUUCAUUGAAUGACGCACUGAUGGUUGGGCCAGUAGUGCAGGAGGAUUUGCUUUCAAUUUCCAUUCGUUUUCGCUUUCACCGAAUCGCUGUAGUAGCAGAUGUGGAAAAAAUGUACCGCAUGGUGAAGGUAGACCCACACGAUCAACACUUGCAACGCAUUUUGUGGCGCAAUACCCCCGAUGAGCCGAUUGGGACGUACGAGCUAACUACGGUCACUUAUGGAACCGCUUCCGCACCGUACUUAGCAACUAGAUGUUUGGCGCAGUUGGGCAGUGAAGGAGCAGCUACGCAUCAGCGAGCGGCGAAGGCAUUAAAAGAGGACUUUUACGUCGACGACAUGUUGACCGGCGCAGACAGUAUUGAAGACGGCAAACUCUUGAUUCGCGAAAUGAGAGAAUUGACAGACUCAAGAGGAUUCAGCUUGCGGAAGUGGGCUUCUAAUGAACGUGGGUUGUUGGCCGAGCUUCCAAAUCAUUUGCUUGACGAACGAAUCAUGCUGGAGUUAGAUUCGUCCAGCUCACACGUAAAAACCUUGGGAUUACUUUGGGAACCGAGGACUGAUAGUUUUCUGUUUUGUUCUCCCAACUGGAACAACAACCCCCCAAUCACAAAACGAAUAGUUUUGGCUGAUGCUGCCCGGCUGUUUGACCCUCUUGGUCUGAUUGGUCCAGUCGUCGUGCAGGCCAAAAUAUUCUUGCAGCAACUUUGGAAACAAAAAACUGAUUGGGACGAACCGUUGAACGAAGAACUACAGAGUUACUGGCUUGAGUACCGCAGAAAUUUGAUGACGCUUAAUUCGUUCUCCAUACCUCGUUGGACCGGAUAUAGCCGCAGUAAGACGGAGUUGGAAAUUCACGGCUUUUGUGAUGCAUCGGAAGCCGCUUACGGAGCAUGUAUCUAUCUCAGAAGCACAUCGGUUGACGGAACAAUAACGACUCGCCUCGUUACGUCAAAAUCAAAGGUUGCUCCGCUAGAAGACUUAAGCCGAAAAAAGAAGAAGCAAUCCAUUCCAAGAUUGAAGCUUUCGUCUGCUCUGACCUUGAGUCACCUUUACGAAAAGGUCUGUAGCAGCAUCCAAUCACUCGGAGAUUCAGCACAUAACUAA
Messenger RNA from Wyeomyia smithii (pitcher-plant mosquito), 1704 nucleotides. RefSeq lists its product as uncharacterized. NCBI's taxonomy places the organism in Eukaryota, Metazoa, Arthropoda, Insecta, Diptera, Culicidae. The transcript has a single exon. The coding region runs from base 1 to 1704 and encodes 567 amino acids. The record is from RefSeq and is a predicted model, not a curated record.